Daphnia pulicaria is the source of this 1960-nucleotide messenger RNA. It is a transcript of the gene Ndc1, whose product is annotated as nucleoporin NDC1-like. Gene Ontology annotation, cellular component: nuclear pore transmembrane ring. Bases 126 to 1805 code for a protein of 559 amino acids. Gene Ontology annotation, biological process: nuclear pore organization. The transcript has 9 exons. Gene Ontology annotation, molecular function: protein-macromolecule adaptor activity. Lineage: Eukaryota; Metazoa; Arthropoda; Branchiopoda; Diplostraca; Daphniidae. The record is from RefSeq and is a predicted model, not a curated record.
GGUCUUCACGAUUCAACAAAGAGAGAUCGAGUUCGACGAGUUUUGUUUAGAAAAGCACGUGUAUAUUUGUUAAUAAUUACCUAAGGUUGAAUGAAAAGUACCCUGUCAAGUUUAACAAAAUUACCAUGAGGUCCUGGUUUCACGAACAGUUAUUAGCUAGAGCAAUAGCAUCAGCAGUAUGGACCACAGUCUUACAAGUGCCUCUAGUUCUUGGACUGAAGUUAUUGUUUAGUGGAUACCAAGGACUGUGGAACUCUUUUUCGUUGUUCCUGCACUAUGGCUCCAUUUUCAGUCUCCUUAUGAUUCCACUUUGUAUCUGUGGAUUUACUUUCACUCAUCUUAAAUGCUACAGAGCUGAACCUUUGGUCUUUUCCACACGAUGGGCUGUUCUGAAGCAGUUAUCAAGCCCGUCUUUUCUUCUUCUCCUUGCUUGGUACUUCAACAUUACUGGAGUUCUCAUGAAUUCAUAUUUUGCAAUGGCUCUUCCUUUUCUGGGAUCAUUGAGUACCCAAUGUUCUGAAAGACAAGAGUGGUGCCUCAAUGAGCCCCAUUUGUUUGGUGUAUUCUUUGGCUGCUGGCUUGGCUUAUGUGAAGCUGGGGACUACUUCUUUUCUGAUAGAAGAAUUGUAAAGGUACCCCACGUCCAACUAAACAUCAAAGUAGCUGUCAGGUCCAGCAUCUCUUCUCUCAUCAAGAACUCUUUGAGUGUUUCCUUCAAGAGAUACGUUGUGUAUAUAUUUCUUUACUUGCUCUUUGGGGGCUUCGUUCGCUCCUAUAUUCUCGCCGUGACGAGGCUUGCAAUGGAUGAACCUCUGGAUACAUUUGUCACAUUGAUAAACAUCUCUUUGGCACUUCGAUGCAUCCUCAUCGGAUCGGCUUGUGUUUUUACCAUCAGACUUUCUGAUUUGUUUUUCCAAUUGUAUCAGAUAAAGCCGAUUUCUUUUCCUCUUCUACGCUUGGUUGAUGAGACGACACCUUUGCUUCAAGAGUCUCUGUCUUCGAAUUCCGCUCUACUUCGAUUAUGGGCUUGCAGAGACUGGAGCAUCUUGGCCGAGCAUAGUUCAGAACAGAGAUCUGUAAUUUUCUCCGUCAGCCAGCCAGGAAAUCAUCCCCACAACUGGAAUAACAUAUUUUCAGCGAUUCAACCUCAGUGUCUCCAUUUCAUUUCACUGCUCAAAGGUGAAAACAAAACUGCCAAGACAGAGAAAAAAGAAAUGCCUGCUCCACAAUCUCCAGCACCUUAUGAUACGUUUAGUAGCCCCGUACGAAUGCGCAGCAUGGCUCUGACCUCUCCAUCUAAGGUGUCGGAUUCACCUUCUCUGCCCAAAUCUACUUUGCAAUGCAAAAUCCAGUCUAAAUUGCAGGAGGCGCUAGAAAAUCUCAAAAAGAAGCCCGUCAUUAACUUCUUGUGGGGAGAGCUCCCGGAUGCUAAAAGAAGGCAAACGUUUGCUAAAGCUGAGCCGAUCAUUCUACUUGUUGAAGGACUUUCACAUUUCGUGGCGGCUUCUUUCGUUGAAGAUAAAUUUGGAGUAGUUCAAAAAGAUCUACCUGAAAUUCUUUCUAUGCUUCUGGACCUGCAGGCGGCUGUUGAACAACGCGGACCACCUAGUGGCGCGAUAACCAAGCGAACGGAAGCUUUUACCAGUUCUCCAACAGAUGUCCAACUGAAAUAUCGUCUCAAACGGGCAAUCAAAUCCUCCAUCUAUCGCAUUGUUGUUCGAUUUCAGCUUCACAUUUUGAAUGUUCCGCUGCCGCCUACCCAGAAAAGGAUGUUGGAACAAUACUUGGAAUUUAUCGUCGGCUAAAAGUAUUGUUUGUUUGUUUUUCUUUUCCUUCCUGAUUAAAAUAAUUUUUUUUAAAACUAAUGUGUACCCUUCAUCAAAAUGUGUGUUUCGUGUCUCCAAAAGGUGAAUGUACUGGAUCAAUUACGAAACACAUAAACUGAAACGGUGAUCCAUGA